Seminavis robusta is the source of this 1867-nucleotide messenger RNA. Lineage: Eukaryota; Bacillariophyta; Bacillariophyceae; Naviculales; Naviculaceae. The record is from the annotation of a GenBank genome assembly.
GUCCAAGGAACAACGACAACAGCCAAACUAAAACCUCAUUAUCGGUAGCACAAACUAGCUAGCAGAGCAAGAGAGCAAGCUUCGUAGUUGUGGUUGUUGAUUGACAAUGGCGGAUCCAUCACCCUCAGCAAUAGUACCCGAAGGGAAACCCAAGGAAGAUGACGACGAUCAGUCGGAUGUAGAAUUGGAAGGCAUGGACGUGGAUGAUAUCGUGGAAGAAGAUGCCGACGAUGAAAUCAUGACGACAAAGACGGAUGAUACCGAAGAGGAAGCGAAUAAUACUAAUGAUAAUGCCACCAACAGUGAAGCCUUACAAGCAGAAGAUGCAGAAGAACUGGAAGCCGCCAAACGAGAACGAAUGGAAUUGCUGGCGGCCAAAAAGAAAAAGGAACAAGAAGCUGAAGCGCUGGAUCCCAGCAAGAAAUUUGACUUUUUGGUGGCCCAAUCGGAUGUCUUUGCGCAUUUCUUGGCCGGAUCCGUGGCCGCAUCGUCAAAGAAAGGCAAGAAGGGCUCUCGUGGAAAAAAGGGUCGCUUGACGGAAGCCGAAGAAGAUGCCCAAUUGCUCAAGACAUCCCAGUCCAAGCGUCGCACAGUGCGAUUGGAAAAACAACCCGGAAUCUUGUCCAGCACCGUCACCAUGCACAAGUACCAACUCGAAGGACUCAAUUGGAUGAUCAAAUUGCAUGACAGUGGAAUUAAUGGAAUUCUAGCUGAUGAGAUGGGCUUGGGCAAAACACUACAAUCUAUUUCCCUCUUGGCAUGGUACCGCGAGUUCCGCGGGGUCCGUGGGCCCCACAUUAUCAUUGUCCCCAAGAGUGUCGUCGGAAAUUGGUGUCGCGAAUUCAAAAAGUUUUGUCCCACCAUUAAAGUCGUCCGUAUGGGAGGUACCAAAGCCGAACGAAUCAAGGUCGUCACACAAGACUUGCCGCCCGAUGAACAUGGAAAAUACAAAUUCGAUGCACUCGUCAUGUCCUACGAGGCACUUUUGAAGGAGAGAGGCAGACUCUCCAAAAUACACUGGAAAUAUCUCAUGAUUGACGAAGCCCAUCGCAUCAAAAAUGAAAACUCGUCACUCAGCAAAGCCAUUCGCACCAUUCAGACCGAACAUCGAUUGCUCAUUACCGGAACACCACUCCAAAAUUCCAUUCACGAACUAUGGGCAUUGCUCAAUUUUCUCAUGCCCGAUAUUUUUGGGGAUGCCGCCCAAUUUGACGAGUGGUUUAGUAUGAAUGAUGAAACGGGCAAGGAAAAUACUAUUAAAAAGCUACACACGGUCUUGCGACCAUUCAUGUUGCGGCGCAUCAAGGCCGAUGUCGCCACGUCGUUGCCACCCAAAAAAGAAACCAAACUAUACAUUGGAUUGACCAAAAUGCAACAAGAGUGGUAUGUCAGGGUACUCCAAAAGGAUGCCCAUGAACUCAACAAACUAGGUGGACCGUCGCGGGUGGGACUCUUGAAUGUUCUCAUGCAGUUGCGAAAGGUUUGCAAUCAUCCUUAUCUCUUUGAUGGAGCCGAAAAGGGACCUCCGUAUGUGGACGGACCCCAUCUGUGGGAGAAUGCCGGGAAACUCCAACUCUUGCACAAGCUGUUGCCCAAAUUGAAACAAAAGGGUUCGCGAGUGCUCAUCUUUUGUCAAAUGACGCGUGUUCUAGACAUUCUGGAGGAUUAUUUCCGGUUCCUGGGCCAUGAAUACUGCCGCAUUGACGGAAACACGGAUGGUGAAAAGCGAGACUCACAGAUGGACGAGUUCAAUGAGGAAGGGUCCACCAAGUUUUGUUUCUUGCUCAGUACUCGUGCAGGAGGACUCGGAAUCAACUUGGCCACUGCCGACAUUGUCAUUCUCUACGAUAGUGACUGGAAUCCUCAG